UAUGGAGGAUGUGAUUGGCCAAGGUCAAAACGAAACUUUCUGAUCUGAAGGUAAAACUGCUUUGUGUUCUCACCAGCUACACAGUGAAACAUGGUGGCGGCAGCAUCAUGAUGACAGAAUGCUUUUUGGCCAGGGAGAGGAAAGUUGGUCAAAGUUGAAGGGAAAUUGGGAAAACAACAUAAUAUUACAAAUACUUUUAAUGGUAAAGAAAAAGUAAAGAGUUAAUGGCAGCAGCAACCCCUUUAGUGACAUCAUGUAGGAGAAAAUCCAGCAGUUUCAAUGAACGACAGCACACACAAUUAAGUGCAGCAAUAGCUCCUUCAACAGUUUUGUCCAAGAGAGAGAUGGGAUUAAACAGAGAAAGACAAAGACAGAUGGAUCAUCUAUAGGGAGGGGGCAUAAAGUCAUUGGCCCUCCAGGAACACCAGAGCACAUGUAGCUUCUGCUGUUGACAUUUCGUGCUGUAAUGUGAUGAAAUUUAGAAAGAAACUGGACUGCAGUUUAUGUGCUGCACUUGUCCUGCAUCGAACAUGACAAAGGUUACAUUCAGGCCACUGUGUCACUCCAAUCAGUCACGUGACAAAUACACUUGUUUGUGUACAACACCGUGAUGUCUUUGUCUUGCACGCAUGUCCGUGUGCUGGGAGAAUUCUAUAUGGAUGUGAAAGUGCUGAUGGGCCUCUGCUGAAAAAAAAAUAUCCCCUUUUUCUCAGCUGCAGUAAAGCUCAAAGCUACAGGAGAACUAUCCAGCGCUCUGCUUUUGUUGUGACACUAACUCAUUGUCGCUGGAGGAUUGCUAUUGUGCUUGUGUGUGGGAACUGUACCUGUUUGCGUACAUUUUGGUGCUGCUUGCUAUAAAUAGUCCCCGCUUGUGGCUCGGUUGGUGAUUCUGUGGGAGACGAUGGCUGCACCAGGACCUCCUCUGCUCUGGUUUCUGUCCCUGUUGCUGCUGCUGCUUUCAAGCAAGGCAUCCCUGCCUGCGGCUGCAUACACGCUCAUCCCAGCACAACAGCCACAACACAAAGUCCUCCAGCUGGACUGGCCACAGGAUUGUGGCAUGCCCCACUUCAAGCCAAACAUGAUUGAGAGGAUUGUCUCUGGAAAUGAGGCCAGACCUCACUCCUGGCCCUGGCAGGUCUCUCUGCAGGUUCGACCCAGAGGAAGUAAACACUACAUUCAUGUCUGUGGAGGAACUCUCAUCCAUAAGAACUGGGUGCUAACUGCAGCUCACUGCUUCCAGAAAGGAAAAGCGGAGGAUCCAGGGAGCUGGAGGAUUGUCCUUGGGAAGCACCAGCUGAAACGCUCAGAGUCUGCAGAGAGGAUUUUCCCCAUCAAGAGGAUCUACCGGCACGAGAACUUCCGCUAUCCUACUCACAGCGAGCUGGACUACGACAUCGCGCUGGUGAAAGCCGGCACGGACAUCCUGCCUUCAAACUUCAUCCGCUAUGCCUGCCUGCCGCGCAAGCACAGCCCCCUCAAACCGGGGCACUACUGCUGGGUGACGGGCUGGGGAGACACCAGAGGUGGGAAGGAGAACGUCUCCCUGGCAGAAGCGCUGAAUCAAGCCCGUCUGCCCAUCAUCGACUUCAAAACUUGUAAGCAGAAGAAGUUCUGGGGCGACCGUGUCCGGGACUCCAUGAUCUGUGCCGGGUUCAGGGACACAGAGGGCCCACCUGCAGCAUGUCAGGGCGACUCAGGUGGUCCUCUGCUGUGCCAGCUUGGCCGUGAUCGCUGGGAGGUGCACGGCGUGGUGAGCUUUGGCCCCAUCGGCUGCACCGUGGAGAACAAACCCAGCGUCUUCACCCGCACCACGGCCUACAUCCCCUGGAUAGAGGCGACCCGCAUCAGGGACUUCUUCCUGCACUGAGAGGGCCCUGCUGACUCAGCAAACCUAACCUCUGCUCCCUUACACCAUUCCUUUUUCCUUCACUACAUUGUGAAGCAAACACUUCACAAUGUAAAUAUGACCUUUAAACGUGCAGCUAGUUUUCAUUUAUGCACAUCGGCAUUUACAAGUUACUUUCUGCAAUAAAAGUGAUAAAAAGCUGAA
Messenger RNA from Xiphophorus couchianus (Monterrey platyfish), 2050 nucleotides. RefSeq names its product elastase-1. Gene Ontology annotation, biological process: proteolysis. The record is from RefSeq and is a predicted model, not a curated record. Bases 902 to 1867 code for a protein of 321 amino acids. Lineage: Eukaryota; Metazoa; Chordata; Actinopteri; Cyprinodontiformes; Poeciliidae. The transcript has 6 exons. Gene Ontology annotation, molecular function: serine-type endopeptidase activity.